Molecule: messenger RNA, 2912 nt
Organism: Anopheles funestus (African malaria mosquito)
Lineage: Eukaryota; Metazoa; Arthropoda; Insecta; Diptera; Culicidae
Product: prestalk protein-like
Exons: 2
Coding region: 389-2509 (706 amino acids)
Cellular component (GO): extracellular region
Molecular function (GO): chitin binding
Source: RefSeq, a predicted model, not a curated record
GCUACAGUGUAUUUAUCCAUAAUGUUAUUAAACUUAUCUAUCAUGUGUUACAUUUUCUAACGUGUAAACCGGAACAUGAAGUGAUAGCAUUUAUAUUACAACAUGCAAUAAAGCAUUAUGAUGCCGGUUUUUGCGAGCACAGAGAUGACAAUGUUCCUAUUCGACCGGGUAGGUAUGAACGUCUCUUUUCCCCCAGGUCUCUAGCUUUGCUUUAUCAAAUCAGUUAUGAGUGUCGUAAACAAAAAUCAUGCCGGCAUUCAUUAUGUGAAUCCUUUAAUUUUUAAAGCAAUAAAUGUAAAUGAGUUACCGCUCUUAUAUAAAGGCAUGAGAAACCGUGUGCCUCGGUAUAGUCGAAACUAAGCGUUCAACGCUGUAUGUAGUGUGUGAGAUGGAGAAUUUUGUGUUACUUCUAAUUGUGUUUACAGCUAUGACGGCCGGUCAAACCACAGACAAACCGAUUUUUCCAGUAGAAGCUUGCGGUAAUAGGACGGCCUGCACAUCUGCAACAUAUAUGGAACAGUCGCAUGAGUUCUGUAAAGAUUAUGGUGGAAGAGUAACAGUUCCUUCGAAGCUGUGUUUGAAUGGUGUGAUUUUGUGUGACAAUUAUAGCAGAGCAGGAGCAUGCUUCUAUCCUCCAAGUAACCUGCUGUCCAACUGUGAGAUUGCGAUAGAGAACUGUUUCUCCUAUAUGAGUAGUACUUCGACGCCGAAGACAACCAUUUCGGAUUAUGAAGUAACCACUAGCGAAAGCCUCGAAGAAUCAAUCUUCCCUGUCGAAGUUUGCGGUAAUAGGACGGCCUGCACAUCUUCAAGAUAUAUGGAACAGUCGCAUGAAUUCUGUAAAGAUUAUGGUGGUAGAGUAGCAGUUCCUUCGAAGCAGUGUUUGAAUGGUGUGAUUUUGUGUGACAAUUAUAGCAGAGCAGGAGCAUGCUUCUAUCCUCCAAGUAACCUGCUGUCCAACUGUGAGAUUGCGAUAGAGAACUGUUUCUCGUAUAUGAGUAGUACUUCGACGCCGAAGACAACCACUACGGAUUAUGAAGUAACCACUAGCGAAAGCCUAGAAGAAUCAAUCUUCCCUGUUGAAGCUUGCGGUAAUAGGACGGCUUGCACAUCUUCAAGAUAUAUGGAACAGUCGCAUGAAUUCUGUAAAGAUUAUGGUGGUAGAGUAACAGUUCCUUCGAAGCUGUGUUUGAAUGGUGUGAUUUUGUGUGACAAUUAUAGCAGAGCAGGAGCAUGCUUCUAUCCUCCAAGUAACCUGCUGUCCAACUGUGAGAUUGCGAUAGAGAACUGUUUCUCGUAUAUGAGUAGUACUUCGACGCCGAAGACAACCACUACGGAUUAUGAAGUAACCACUAGCGAAAGCCUAGAAGAAUCAAUCUUCCCUGUUGAAGCUUGCGGUAAUAGGACGGCUUGCACAUCUUCAAGAUAUAUGGAACAGUCGCAUGAAUUCUGUAAAGAUUAUGGUGGUAGAGUAACAGUUCCUUCGAAGCUGUGUUUGAAUGGUGUGAUUUUGUGUGACAAUUAUAGCAGAGCAGGAGCAUGCUUUUAUCCUCCAAGUAACCUGCUGUCCAACUGUGAGAUUGCGAUAGAGAACUGCUUCUCGUAUAUGAGGAGUACUUCGACGCCGAGGACAACCAUUUCGGAUUAUGAAGUAACCACUAGCGAAAGUCUAGAAGAAAGUAUCUUCCCUGUUGAAGCUUGCGGUAAUAGGACGGCCUGCACAUCUGCAACAUAUAUGGAACAGUCGCAUGAAUUCUGUAAAGAUUAUGGUGGUAGAGUAGCAGUUCCUUCGAAGCUGUGUUUGAAUGGUGUGAUUUUGUGUGACAAUUAUAGCAGAGCAGGAGCAUGCUUCUAUCCUCCAAGUAACCUGCUGUCCAACUGUGAGAUUGCGAUAGAGAACUGUUUCUCGUAUAUGAGUAGUACUUCGACGCCUAGUAUAACCACUACGGAUUAUGAGGUAGCCACUACCGAAAGCCUAGAAGAAAAUAUCUUCCCUCUCGAAGCUUGCGAUAAUAGGACGGCUUGUUUGCAUAUACCAUUAGAAGAAAUAAAAGGAUUCUGUAAAGAUUACGCAGGAGAGGUGGCAGUUCGUUCUAAAUUAUGUGUAAAUGCUAUGAUUUUGUGCAAAAAUCACAGAUUUGCUCAAGGAUGCUUAUUCCCAUCCGACAUACUGGCGACAUUUGGUUGUGAUAUAGCAGUUGAACGCUGUUACCCAAAAUAUACUACUACGGGGCCAGAGGCAACAACCACUGCAAUUGUGACAACUACUACUACUACUACUACUGAAAAGACUACUAUCGCACAAUCAAUAUCAGAAGGUCCCAAAGCCGGUGAACCGUGUAUGUAUGCUGGAAAACGAACUGCAAUGGUUGACAGCUGUGUCACAUAUCUGGAGUGCUCGGGUGAAUAUUACAACGAACGUUCCUGCAGCAACGGUUACAUCUUCUAUCAGCCUUUCGGCUUCUGUUUACCAGGCGAUGUGAAACAAUGCCAGCUUUAUACAUCGUAAAUGAAAAGAUGUAUAUAAUUGUUUCCCACAGAUUGGAAGAAUUUAUACAUCUCAGCCUGUCUCAAAGUAUCUAUAUAAUAUAAACACAUCGUCAAUGAGCCGCGCAAGGGCUUUUUAUUUAUCAAGUACCUAGUAUAUUUGUCCUGGUGAUGGUAUAUAAAAAAUGGGUAAAAUCAUGAGAAUAUAUAGUAUUUGUAGUUAUAGUUAAUGCAUAAUCGUCCGCACUUUUAUCUUUAUUAUUUUUUUAUUAUUUUUGAAGGAUAAUAUCACUAUACAAAAGGCCGCGAACACUCUCGAUAAGGAGCCCAUUCAUGGUUCGGAGAAGAAAUUGUCUUUCAACUAGUGUUGGGUCAGGUAGCUCUUUUGCAAGAGCGAAGCGCACCGCUCUCGCUCUCUAAAGUGU